This is a messenger RNA of Cucumis melo (muskmelon), 1041 nucleotides long. RefSeq lists its product as uncharacterized. The record is from RefSeq and is a predicted model, not a curated record. Bases 239 to 805 code for a protein of 188 amino acids. The transcript has a single exon. NCBI's taxonomy places the organism in Eukaryota, Viridiplantae, Streptophyta, Magnoliopsida, Cucurbitales, Cucurbitaceae.
AAAAUUUCCUACUUUGGAAAUUUCAUGAGAUAACUUUUAAACAAUUGCAAAAUAUCAGGUGUACUUUUAUCCUCUAAAUAACCAACAUUUUAAUUUGUUUAAAAAAAAGAAAAAAAGGUUACUAAAUUUUGAACAAAAUAAAGUCCAAAUUUUCCACUAUAUACAUUAUAUAUAUAAAGAAAAGCCACUGAAGAGCUCCACCAUUAACGAGGUGGAAGAAAAAGCUUAGAAAAUCGCAAUGGGAAACUGUUCUCUCAAAGGAAUGGCGGUGGAUUGCGUGAAGCCCAUCAGAAUCUUAACGGAUUCCGGCCACAUAAUCAACUUCCACGGCCCUAAACAAGUUCAUCAAAUCCUCAACAACUAUCCUCCCGGGAUCUAUGGGGUUUUCCGGCGACCCAAUCUCUCUUCUCCCUUACCCUUCUCCGAGCCCCUCGACGCCGGAAAAUCCUACUUUCUCCUCCCGCUUUCCCAACCCACUAACGACACAGAGUCGUCGCCGCCGCCGCUGCCGUCGAAGGAUCUUGGAAGUGAGUCGGGUCUGGAAGUGCUCCCGGCGAGUGGCAACGGCGUUUGGAGGGUGAAAUUGGUGAUCGAUACGAAGCAGUUGGGGGAAAUUUUGGCGGAGGAAGGGAAUACGGAGGCGUUGAUUGAGAGGAUUAGAGCGGCAGCAGCGACGGCGGCGGUGCAGAGUCCACGGCGGGGGAAGAUCGUAGGGUGGAAGCCGAUGUGGGGGAAUUGGUUAAAGUUUUUUCCAAUGGAUUUUGGAAAUAAUAAUAAAGCACAAAUUAAAGAAUUUAAUUCUUGAGAUGGGUGUUUAUAUUCAACAUAAACCCUAAACUAUUCUUUUUCUUCCCUUUUUUAACUUUAUUAUUAGGAUAAACAAAGUUUGUGUAAAAUGUAAUUUUUUUUAGUUUGUUUGGUUGUAGAUAAAGUUUGUAUGUAAAGGUGUGAAUGUAAAGGGCUCCUAAUAGGAGUUAUAAACUUAGUAUGGUGUGCUCUAAAUUUUUUGAUUUAAUUGAAGACAUUGUUAAGAUUUAAGAA